GAAUCAAUCCUUUCCUCUUGGUUCAGAACAGCCAAUGAUCGUCAAAAGAAGCUUCGAACCCUAGUUGAGGAGUACAACGAACUCGUUCUUGCUGUUAACCAAGGUCAAGAGACUGCGAAAUCUUGAACCCCUACUAUUCCGUCGUCUCAGAUGUCGUAAAAUCAAAACAAUUGCAUAUGCAGCAGCACACUGA
Molecule: messenger RNA, 193 nt
Organism: Rodentolepis nana
Lineage: Eukaryota; Metazoa; Platyhelminthes; Cestoda; Cyclophyllidea; Hymenolepididae
Source: the annotation of a GenBank genome assembly